AUGUUGAAACCUAAAGCUUUAACCCAAGUACUAAGUCAAGCGAAUACAGGAGGAGUCGAAAAUACAUUAUUGUUAAAUCAUCAAGGAGCUCUUUUGGCUUAUUCAGGCUACAAUGAUAAAGAUGCCAGAGUUACUGCCGCUAUAGCUAGCAACGUUUGGUCUGCAUAUGAAAAGCAAGAUUUAAAGUAUUGUUCCUGCAACACAUUUAGAGUUAAAUUUUUGCAGUAUUCAGAUGUUGCAUUUACU
Messenger RNA from Iphiclides podalirius (scarce swallowtail), 246 nucleotides. The record is from the annotation of a GenBank genome assembly. NCBI's taxonomy places the organism in Eukaryota, Metazoa, Arthropoda, Insecta, Lepidoptera, Papilionidae.